AUGGGUUUCUUCAGCACACCAACCGAAUACACCAUCCAAAGCGAAACGUCUCCACCGCCAAAAUUGAACACUCUAUUUCUUUUCCGUGACUAUGGAACAGAUCUCGAUGUUGUCCAAAAGGAGUUCUCCAAAGUUGUGGACAAAGGCGCUUAUAGACUAAGUUCGCUUGGCUGCAAACUUUCUGGAAAUUUUCACCAAGUGACGGAGUUUCAGUCGCUACAGAAGGAUGACGUGAACGACCUCGAGCUGGACAUUUUCAUUAAAAUGGCACGUUCACGAACCGGUAUUCCCUCUUUUGGCCAAAGACCUUCUCCAGGUACCACAAUGGUCGUUUUCCAAGUUCGUCACACGUUCUUGACAUUUGACAAGUCAAAGUACGAGCUGUUGAUGCCAAUUUUGGGAGGCUGCUUUUACGUAUGUGGAGACCACUUCAAGCUAUUUCCCGGUCCAAAGUUUCCAAUGACACAUCUGCUUUAUGGAGCUGGAUGUGAACUGAUCUCAGGGUCCGAGCACAAAUUAGACAAUGAUGUUCGAUUGAAGUUCAACGCCGAAUUCAAGCACGCUUCGUGGUUUCGCCAGAAAGCGUUUCAUCGUAUUGUGCUUCCCAAAAUGCCCGUUUCAGAUUUUCUCUCUUUGAAACUUUGGCUAAAACGUAAUGAGAAGCUUGAAGAACCUUUCAUUCUUUCUGAGAUAAGCAUCGAGCUCCAGGAGUUUGUCAGUGUCCAUGAACAAGGGCAUUUUUUCCAGGAGGUGAAAAGCCAGCUUUUGGUGAAACAGUCCGCGCUGUAUCUGGUCUUUCUCUCCGAAGAUCCUUUGGAUGUUUGUCCAGACAUUGCUUUACCGGACCUUGGCCCAUCCUUCUACACGAGGGAUCUCACGAGAAGUUAUGGGUUGCGUAUUUCAGUGAAAGUAUCUCACCAGAGCCGUCCUAGCGUAUCUGCCUCAGCGUUUAUGGAAAUCAAUGUAGCGCAAGAAAUCCAAGAACGCAUAAGGUAUACCACUUUGGACGACAAGGAGUACUAUGGAUCGAACUUUACAAGAAACGUUGUAUCGUGUGGCAACUCAAGCUUCAAAGAUUAUCUACCUUGGAUCAUGGCGGACUUUAAAGCCCAGUUGUAUGAGAAAAGAAAGAAACUUCUGCGGUGUGCCAUCCACUUUCACACCAACGGGUCCUCCAGCAAUGUGUAUUAUCAGGUGGACGGCUCGGAAAAGCGAUCCCACAAGCGAAUUGAAGUCCAACCAUCUCUUACAAAACAUGUUUUUAACUUUCUUGAGUUUAUGAAACAGAAAGGAAUGAGCUUGUUUUAUCCACCAGUGCCUAUCCAGCAGACCUCAACCGUCACCUUGGUGACGAAGAAACCAGUUACAGGGGGCGAUGCCACUAACUCAAAUAAGCCGUUUGCUUCAUCCUGUGUUGCUAUAGGCAACCAGGUAGCUUACUCAUUAGACCUGGGCGAUCGGUUCCUGAGAGCUAUCAGGGACCAUGUCCUUGCAAUUGGAGAAGAAAAUUAUCCGCUUACUAUCCGGCUCACACCAGCUGGACAUAAGUAUUUCAAGCAGUCGCAAGGAAUUGGUGAGAGCAUCAUUGCAACAGCUGGAAUGAGCCUCUCUGAGCUUUUGGAGUUCACGUUCAUGCUUCCAUUGAGCUUCAGGAAAAUUGCAGCCUGUGAUUCACUGGUAGAGAACUACACAAUCCCUUUGAAGAGAUUGACGGUGACUCUUUUCGACUUGAAUACAGACUAUCGUAAAACCAGGACGGUGUUAGUCGAUCAGAAACGCUUGCCCUGGAUACGUUGGAGUGGCUUUACAGGCCAUGUUCCCGGAAAUCCUGGAGCUUGUUCACACCCAUAUUCGUUCCAUGGCAUCAAAGGUAAACUUCCCGACAAUCUCGAGCCAACCUCCUUUGGUCAACUGGGGGGUACAGGGCUGUACUGCUUGCUUGUUGUGUUACAACUUGGUGAGAACGAUGCGUGUUUCCGUUGGGAAAUUAAGCUUGGAAUUGCCAAGCUUUGA
Messenger RNA from Candidozyma pseudohaemuli, 2013 nucleotides. RefSeq lists its product as uncharacterized. Bases 1 to 2013 code for a protein of 670 amino acids. NCBI's taxonomy places the organism in Eukaryota, Fungi, Ascomycota, Pichiomycetes, Serinales, Metschnikowiaceae. The transcript has a single exon. The record is from RefSeq and is a predicted model, not a curated record.